AUGUGCCCCAGGCUGCUGAGCUCGGGGCGCGUGGGCAGCAUCGGGGACGGGGCCUUCGAUGGACUGGGAAUGCUGGAGUACCUUGACCUGCGCGGGAACCCGCUGCGCUGUGACUGCGCCCUGCGCUGGCUCCUGGCCUGGGGCGGCUCCCGCCCCUCCCCCCCCGAGGGCCGAUGCCGGGGGCCCCUCCCCCACCUGGGCACCGCCCUGGCGCAGCUCCGCCCACAGCAGCUCCAGUGCCAGCGGCGCGAGCUGCGGCCGUUCCAGUCUCUCCCGUUCUCCUCCCUGGGUGCGGAGCCCGUGUCCCUCCAAGGCCACCCCGGGGUGUUCCUGGCGCAGCCGGCGCUGGGCGCCUGCGCCCUCCUGGAGUGGGACCAGCUCGGGGGGAGGUUCCGGGCCCAGAGCGUCGUCAACGGCUCCUCCCCGGUGUCCUGCCACCCGGUCCCGGUGGGUGACACGCUGCUGCUGGUGGUGGCCCAGCUGCGCGGCGGCUCCUGGGUGUGGCGCCGCUCGGGCGGCCCCGGCUCCUCCUUCGUGCGCCACCAGUCCCUGGGCCAGGGCCACCUUCGCCGUCCCCACGCCGUCACCGCCGCCCGCCUGGGCGGCCACCUCUACCUGGGCGUGGCCGACAGCUCCAAGGGCGGCACCAGCACCGUGUUCCGCUGGGCUUCCGGAGCCUUCUACCCACACCAGGCGCUGCGGCCGUGGCGGCGCGACACGCACCUGGAGUUCCUGGAGCUGGGCGGGCGCGCGGCGCUGGUGGUGUGCAGCGCGGCCAGGAGGCCCCAGGUGUACCUGUGGAGCGGCGGCGGCUUUGUGCCGCACACGGACAUCCCGCACGUGCCCGACGUGUACGCGGCCAAGCACUUCCGGGUCAGGGGGAGCGUCUUCCUGUGUCUCACCAGGUUCCUGGGGGACGCCAAGGUGAUGCGCUGGGAGGGCUCCAUGUUCCGCGAGGUGCAGGCGGUGCCGGCGCGCGGCUCCCUGGUGUUCCAGCCGCUUCUCCUGGCCGGCCACCGCUACGUCCUGCUGGGCAACGACUUCGCGCCGAGCCGCGUGUUCCGCCUGGGCGCCGCCGGGCGCCUGGAGCCCGAGCAGGAGCUGCCGGCGCCCUCGCCCCGCGCCUUCGUCCCCCUCGCCGCCGGCCACCGGCACUUCCUGCUGGCCACCAGCUUCAAGGGCGCCACGCAGGUCUACGCACACGUCACCGAGGACGUCGGCACCUAG
This is a messenger RNA of Agelaius phoeniceus (red-winged blackbird), 1227 nucleotides long. The record is from RefSeq and is a predicted model, not a curated record. Lineage: Eukaryota; Metazoa; Chordata; Aves; Passeriformes; Icteridae.